This is a messenger RNA of Dryobates pubescens (Downy woodpecker), 4760 nucleotides long. It is a transcript of the gene MYSM1, whose product is annotated as Myb like, SWIRM and MPN domains 1. The record is from RefSeq and is a predicted model, not a curated record. The transcript has 20 exons. NCBI's taxonomy places the organism in Eukaryota, Metazoa, Chordata, Aves, Piciformes, Picidae. Gene Ontology annotation, cellular component: BRISC complex; BRCA1-A complex. Gene Ontology annotation, molecular function: polyubiquitin modification-dependent protein binding; metallopeptidase activity. The coding region runs from base 4 to 2511 and encodes 835 amino acids. Gene Ontology annotation, biological process: double-strand break repair.
GUCAUGGCGGCGGUGGAGGAGCUGGAGCUGGAGGUGGACAUCGAAGGGGACCCGGCGGCUGAGCCCGGAGAGGCGGCGUCAGGAGAUCAUGAAAACACAGCUUCAAGCUUGCUGCAGGAUCACUAUCUUGAUUCUUCUUGGAGAACUGAUAACAGUCUUCCAUGGACACUGGACAGCAGCAUUAGUGAAGAAAAUAGGGCUGUGAUUGAGAAAAUGUUGCUGGAAGAAGAAUACUAUUUAUCUAAUAAAUCACUCUCUGAAAAAAUAUGGCUCAAUCAGAAGGAAGCAGAGAAAAGAUCUAUGAAAAGCCCGCAUAAGAAAGCUGGGAAGGUCAUGAUGCGAUCACCUACAAAACCAGCCAGCUACUCACUGAAGUGGACUUCAGAAGAAAAGGAGAUGUUUGAACAAGGACUGGUGAAGUUUGGCCGCCGGUGGACAAAAAUUGCCAAGCUGAUUGGAAGCCGUACAGUUCUACAAGUGAAGAGCUAUGCUCGGCAGUAUUUUAAGAACAAGGCAAAAAAUGGUGCUUCUGAGAAAGAAGAGCAAAGUCAGUGUGGGAGCACUCUUCCUUUUGAAGAUGGGAUUAAGGUAGAAGAGUGGUCAUCUGGGAACUUGAGAGGCCGUGCAGACCCCAAUCUGAAUGCAGUGAAAAUAGAAAAGCUGUCAGAUGAUGAAGAAGUAGACAUAACUGAUGACAUGGAUGAACUACUUUCUCCUGCCUUCCACCAGGAAACUGGGAAAUCUGAAUUAUCUGUUCCCUCAGAAAGUCCAGUUGAAGAAUCGAGAGGAAUGGAACAGAGCUUGUCAUCUGCUGGACACAGUUCUGCAGUUUCUUUGCCUACAGAAGAUCCUCUGCACACCAAGAGAGAUCCAGUGGAUGCAUUAGUAUUUCCAGCAGUUCCAGCAACAUGUUCUCAGCACCUCAACGGUGAUAAAUCUGUGAACUUAGAUUACCAGCAAUACAAUAAUUGUACUGAGAAGGCUGAACAAGGCAGACUGUUAACAUCUCCUGGUACUGCACAAGUAACUGAUCAGGAGCAUAAUGUGGAACAGAGAUACCCAGCUGAUAAUGGAUUGCUUUUUCGUUCUGCCUGCCAAGCAGAUGAAGAUCAUCCAGAAGAAGCAGAGGAGCUUAAGCCUCCUGAUCAGGAAGUGGAGGUUGACAGAAAUGUCAUUCUGGAAGAAGAAAAACAAGCUAUUCCUGAAUUUUUUGAGGGCCGCCAGGCCAAAACUCCAGAGCGCUAUCUGAAAAUCAGGAACUAUAUUUUGGAUCAGUGGGAGAGAUGUAAACCCAAGUACCUGAAUAAGACUUCAGUACGUCCAGGCCUUAAGAACUGCGGUGACGUUAACUGCAUCGGGCGCAUCCACACGUACUUGGAAUUGAUAGGAGCAAUUAACUUUGGCUGUGAACAGGCUGUCUAUAACCGCCCCCAGCCAGCUGACAAGGCACGCUCCAAGGAAGGCAAAGACACGGUGGAAGCCUACCAGCUUGCUCAGCGCCUGCAGUCCAUGCGUACGAGACGACGGCGAGUGCGAGACCCUUGGGGAAACUGGUGUGAUGCAAAGGAUUUGGAAGGACAGACUUUUGAGCACCUGUCUGCUGAAGAAUUGGCAAGAAGAAGAGAGGAAGAAAAACUGAAACCUGCAAAAUCUUCUAAAGGUUCAAGACCAAUAAAAAGUUCCUUUGAUCCCUUUCAGCUGAUACCCUGCUGUGUAUUCACUGAAGAGAAGCAGGAACCUUUCCAAGUGAAAGUGUCUUCUGAAGCACUUUUAAUAAUGGAUUUGCACUCUCAUGUGUCUAUGGCAGAAGUAAUAGGGCUGCUAGGUGGAAGAUAUUCUGAAGCUGAUAAAAUUGUAGAAGUGUGUGCAGCUGAGCCAUGCAACAGCCUCAGUACAGGCCUGCAGUGUGAGAUGGACCCAGUGUCCCAGACGCAGGCCUCAGAAACGCUGGCUGCCAGAGGCUUCGGCGUUAUCGGCUGGUACCACUCCCACCCGGCCUUCGACCCCAACCCCUCCAUACGAGAUAUCGACACCCAGGCUAAAUACCAGAGUUAUUUCUCCAGAGGUGGUGCCAUGUUCAUUGGAAUGAUUAUAAGUCCUUACAACCGAAACAAUCCCCUUCCAUAUUCUGAGAUGACCUGUCUUGUAAUUAGCGAUGAGAUCAGCUCAGAUGGUUCCUACCGCCUGCCCUACAAAUUUGAAGUGCAGCAGAUGUUGGAGGAACCUCAGUGGGAACUAAUAUUUGAAAAAACAAGAUGGAUCAUUGAAAAAUACAGAUUCUGCCACAGCAGUGUCCCCAUGGAUAAAAUUUUCCAUAGAGAUUCUGACCUGACUUGUUUGCAGAAACUCUUGGAGUGCAUGAGGAAGACCUUGGGCAAGGUAACAAACUGCUUCAUUGCUGAAGAGUUCUUGACUCAGAUAGAAAACUUAUUCCUGUCCACAUACAAGAGUGAGAAAAAGAGUGAUGUUGGAGAAAAUGAGAAUGACUGUUCAAAGGAACUGCCAAUGUGAUGGCUCUAACAAAACAAAGUGAUGGAUUUUGGGGGUGGUUGUUUCAUUUUUCUUCCCCUCCUCCCCAUUAUACCAAUUCUUUCAGAAUUAUUAUCCAUGUUAAUAAUAAGCGUUAAAGAAUUCUUUGUCAUCUUACUGGUAUGGUUUAAACAUCCUUUGAAAACCUCAUGUGUGUGACCUGACUACCUGAGGGAUGCUUCAUACUAACACUUUGUGAGAUGCCACAGAAUGAAUUGAUUGACCAUCAGCCUGCUGUUGGGGAAGGAGGACAGCCUGGCAAGAGUACUGCACUUCAGUUUCCAAGGAGAGUUUGUCCUCUCUCCAGUCUUUCAGUUUAAGAAUGUUCUCUUUACUUUCUCUCUGCAGGUACACAGCUGACUCAGUUUGACUUUGUUCCUUUAAUGCUUUAGAGAUGAUAAAUUUGAAUGAAUUCACAGAAGACAAACUUGACUGAAAUGAAAGUUUUAUAGCUCACUGAUUUCAAACAUUCCUGGUUUCCAUUCUGGAGCUGUAUUCAGCUGUAGUGUACUGCAUCAUCAGAGGGGGUUUAUGGUUGUGAUUGGUUUUUUUUUCCCCAUUGAUACUUAUGGUCAAGUAGCUCUUUGGCAUGUUCUUUGCCAUCUUGCUUCUAUAUUUGGGAGAAAAAGCUGGCAAGAUUUCAUGACUUCUCAGUAAUGGUUGUGCUUGUUUCCAGUGGAAAUGAUAACUCCUGUCUUCUUACAGGUUGCAGUCUUUCUGAUCUUCCAUUCUACUGGGAGAUUUUAUGUUGUUCUGCCAGAUCAUUGUGAUUUGUCCACUUCUAACUGCCACUGUUUCCUGUGGAAACGAGCUCUUGAUUGAUGGCCAACUAAGUAGAAAAUAAUCUCUUUUUAAAGUAAAAAACCCACCAACUUUUAUAGUCAGUCUUCUCUGUAAUCUCUAGUUCAGUAAGAAAACAUUGUGGUCUGUAUCAGUUCUUCAGUUAAAAUUUCAUACAAUUGUAUUCAUAUAAAUUAGUCAUAAACAGAUUGAUCUCGAUGGAGAAGUUUCUUGAUUGCCACUUGGAAGUAUUUCAUGAACUGCAUCACUGUGAAUCUUUACAGACAAAAUGGGCUUUACAUUUUGCUUUCUGAAUCACAAGGAAACUUGACUUGUAUACAGUUAUUGCUAUUUGCCUAGAUUUAUCCUGGGGAAAGUUUCUCAGAGAUCUACAAUAUAUUUGAAAACAUGAAGCAGGUGAGACCUUGAAUUUAUAUCUAGAGGGGUGACCGCAGACUCAGCUCUUAUUUUAAAAAGAUAUAUAUUUGUGUAUAGCUCUAGUUCUUCACAGCAGAAAUGGAACUUUAAGAUUUUAUAUAUUUACGGUUUUAACUCAGCUUUUCAUUUGUACAAAGAUUUUUGGAAAGCUUUAAAAUUGCAGAAUUGCAUCCCAAGAAGGGAAUUCCUGUACAGGAGUUAACAUUGCUUUUGUCAUGCCUUGUGAAACUUUUGUCUCUUGUCUGUUGCUAUUGGAAGGUGCAGAACAUGAUCUCGCAAACAUGCAAGCCCUUGAUACUCAGUGGUUCUCCCAGUGCAGACUCAAGAGCUAUGGAGUGAAAAAAUAGUGGUGAAGGUUCUAUGCUCUUCUCUCUGCUCAGAUCUGCUGGUGCACAGCUUUCGAUCCCACCGCUAUGUGUAGUUUACAAACUUGGUGUAUCUGUCUCUCUAAGGCAUGCUGACUCAGUGUGCAUAUAUUCUAACACAUCAUCUCUGGGACCUCCUAAUUAAAACUACUGCAUGGCUUUUGGUAUUUCUAGUUCAAAUUCCACACUCCUGGUGAGAGCACGUUCCUUCCCUACUCAGCUGUGCAGCGCUCUGCGGUGUAAGGUGUUCUUUUACAGUUUUGCAUAGGUUACUCUGUAGAACAAUCCCAACUAGAAUUGUAUGUACUAACAGCUGUAAUGAGUUCUGAUUUGUAGGAAGAGAGUUUUGAACCUCUGGGUGUAACAGCAGUAUGAAACAGGCAGUGGUCCUUGCCCACAUGCUGUCUGUUUCCAGCCACUUAAGGAUGAAUGUUGGUUUUACCCAGGCAGUGGUAACAAUGUGCUGGCUGCUGCUCUGUGUAACAAUUGAGUUAAAGUAAUGUGGUUGUGGUCAUUGGGUUUAACAGUGAUGUUACAUACGAAAAGUUCUGAGUACAUUUAUGUUUGAAGCAAGUUUGCUUCUUGAGGAGAUGGUGUAGUAUUGAGCCUUUGAUCUGCACGCAGACUCUAGGUGUUCUCAGAGUCCAU